UCCUAAUAAUGUGCACACCACAUACAUUACCGUGGAUGGGCUCUGAGCGCCGCUGUUGAUACAUCACUGACUAGCUGUCCAAAUCAGCAGUGCAGCGGUCCACCCCUUUAAUUCAUUCCAGUGUUUUACUGCUUGGAGAGAAGACGGUCUGGUGUAGCUUUUCUCGCGGAAUUUCUCUGCUGAACGAUACUUUUGCCUUCUCAGUUUAUGGAUUUUAAAAUACCAGUUUUGCAUUGAAAGGGAUUACUGCGUCUGUAUCUCUGGAUUUAUGAUGGCUUGUAUGUGGAUAACCGCUCUCAGAGGCCGAUGGCAAGCGCUGUUUGCCAUUCUUUGUCUUCUCAAGCUGAGCUCAGUGACCGGACAGGCUCGGUAUUCCGUACCAGAGGAGCAGGCAGAAGGGUCUUUUGUUGGAAACAUCGCUAGAGAUUUAGGUUUGGAUGUGGCGAGGCUCGUAUCAGGUAAAGCUCGUAUUAUUACAAAAGGAAGUCGUCAGUAUGUUGAUUUAAACCGAGACAAAGGCAGUCUAGUUAUUAAAGAGCAAAUCGACCGAGAAGAUCUGUGUGGAAAGACGACGCCCUGUAGCUUCAGCUUCGAGGUCAUUUUAGAAAAUCCAAUCCAGCUUUAUCGUAUAACAGUGGAGGUAAUAGACAUAAACGAUAACAGUCCGUCGUUCCCAAAGGAUGAAAUCAGUUUGAAAAUCGUUGAAAGUGUUACAUUGGGGACUCGAUUCUCACUUGAGAGUGCAGACGACCCUGAUGUUGGUAUUAAUGAUAUUCAAAAAUACACACUUAAACCCUCAGAUCAUUUCAAAUUGGAAGUACAGAGUCAGCCUGAUGGAGGAAAAUAUAUCGAAAUGGUUUUACAAAACCCGUUGGACCGAGAGAAAGAGGAGACUCACACACUCGUGCUGAUUGCUUCAGAUGGAGGAGAGCCACAUAGAUCAGCGACGGUGCGUAUUCAUAUCACUGUGCUAGAUGCUAACGAUAAUGCUCCAAUGUGCAGCCAGCCUGUUUAUAAAGCAGAUGUCAGGGAAAAUUCCGCUGAAGGAACAGUUGUGACCACUGUUAGUGCAAAUGACGCUGAUAAAGGAGUUAAUGGUGAAAUAACUUAUUCCAUAGCUCAUGUUGCCAAAGAGGCAAAACAGCUUUUUGAAGUAAAUGUUAAAACUGGAGAGAUUAAAGUUGCAGGUAAAUUAGAUUUUGAAAAAUCUAAAACGUAUCCAUUAAACGUCAAAGCUAGUGACCAUGGGGGUUAUACAGAUACGUGCAAAGUCAUCGUUCAAAUAAUUGACGAGAAUGACAACAUCCCUACAAUACAGCUCAUGUCAUUUUCUAACUCGAUAUCCGAGGAUUCUCCUCCAGGUACAACUAUAGCUGUUGUUAAUGUUGAUGACGAAGACUCUGACGGUAACGGUGUCGUCAAAUGCUCCAUUAACUCUGACGUACCUUUCAAAGUUGAGUCUUCAUUAACAGGAUACUAUACUGUAGUAACCGAAGACUACUUAGACAGAGAAAGUAUUCCUGAGUAUAACAUCACCUUAACCGUCUCUGACCAAGGCUCUCCGCCUCUGACCAGCAGUAAAAACAUCAAUGUAAAAGUGUCUGACGUGAAUGACAGCCCACCCAAAUUUGAUCAAUCAGAAUAUAGUAAGACUGUACCGGAGAACAAUUCUCCUGGAUUUUCUGUGUUUAGUCUCAGUGCUAGUGAUGCCGACUGGGACCAAAACGCGCGAGUUUCUUACUUUCUGGAGGAGAAACAGAUUAAUGGGGUAGCCGUGUCUUCUUUGGUGUCAAUAAAUUCAGACAAUGGCGUCAUUCAUGCAGUGAGGUCGUUUGAUUAUGAGCAAAUCAAGUGGUUUGAAUUUAACGUAACUGCUCGUGAUGCUGGAUCCCCUCCUCUGAGCUCGGUGGCUACAGUCAGAAUAAUAGUCCAGGACCAGAACGACAACCCUCCUCAGGUUCUGUACCCAGUCCAGACUGGUGGCUCUCUGGUGGCUGAGAUGGUGCCUCGUUCAGCAGAUGUGGGCUAUCUGGUCACUAAAGUGGUGGCUGUUGAUGUGGACUCUGGACAGAAUGCCUGGCUCUCCUAUAAACUGCAGAAAGCCACAGACAGGGCGCUGUUUGAAGUGGGCUUACAGAAUGGAGAAAUAAGAACUAUCCGCCAAGUCACUGAUAAAGAUGCUGUGAAACAAAGACUGACUGUUAUAGUGGAGGACAACGGGCAGCCCUCUCGUUCAGCUACAAUUAUUGUUAACGUGGCGGUUGCGGACAGCUUCCCUGAAGUGCUGUCGGAGUUCACUGACUUUACACACGACAAGGAGUACAAUGACAACCUGACUUUUUACUUAGUGUUGGCUUUGGCUGUAGUUUCCUUCCUCUUCAUCACGUGUUUAGUGGUUAUUAUAUCAGUGAAAAUCUACAGAUGGAGACAGUCUCGCGUCCUGUAUCACUCCAAUCUCCCUGUGAUUCCAUAUUAUCCUCCACGUUACUCAGACACUUUGGGGACAGGGACUCUCCAACACGUGUACAAUUACGAGGUGUGCAGGACGACUGACUCCAGAAAGAGUGACUGUAAGUUCGGCAGAGCUGGUAGUCAGAACGUGCUGAUAAUGGACCCCAGUUCAACAGGGACGAUGCAGCGGAUACAGAGUGAAAAGAGCAUCCUGGAUGAACCAGACUCUCCUCUAGAGGUUAGACGACUUCAAUACCAUUUCAGUGUAUGCUUGAUUAUUUAAAACGUCUUUAAUGACACACAAUUAUUUUUUAACUAACAAAAGGGGAGCAUGGCAUUUUGGGUAUACUUUUCGUUUAGGGGACCAGUUUCUAUGCCCUAUAUUUCUAUAUACUGGUCACUUUUUCAGCUAUGUUUAUUCUCCAAAGGGACUUCGAAUGCAUUUUAACCUAAACCUAUAUUGAAAGACACCACGAGUUGUUUUGAUAUUAAUAAUUAAUGAGUGUGGUAGAAGUAGUUGUAGUGAUAAUGGAAGUAGACGAAGGACCAAGUUCUGCUGUGUUGUGCUGGCUGUGAAAAUAAAUCUUCCUCUGGGACAAUAAAUCUAAUCCAUUUAUUUUUAAUAGUAAUGUUUCACAAUGGUUUUUC
Messenger RNA from Dicentrarchus labrax (European seabass), 3099 nucleotides. RefSeq names its product protocadherin beta-16-like. The record is from RefSeq and is a predicted model, not a curated record. Gene Ontology annotation, biological process: homophilic cell-cell adhesion. Gene Ontology annotation, molecular function: calcium ion binding. Bases 269 to 2734 code for a protein of 821 amino acids. Gene Ontology annotation, cellular component: plasma membrane. The transcript has 2 exons. Lineage: Eukaryota; Metazoa; Chordata; Actinopteri; Moronidae.